GUUGAAUGAGUUUUUGAUAGGUAGAAUGAAUAGAUUUAAAAUACACUCAUGAGAGGAAAAGAAAAAAAAGAGAAGAAAAACAAUUUAAAUUUUAAAGAAUUGAGAUCAAUAAAAAGUAGAUGAACCCAUAAUUUAAAAAGAAACAAAAAAAUCCACAAGGGUGCAUGGAGAAGACCAGAGUGUCGCUAAGGGCAAAAAAGGAAUGAUCCGCAAAUGCCAAAUUGAAAUGCUGGGUGGUCUGGCAUUUUCAUUUUUAGCUGUUUAGAUUAAGAAGCCAAUUUCAAAAGCCAUCCACCAAACAUUUUUUUUUGUUCUUUGGCAGGUCCAAGUCAUUAAUGAUAGUCAAACAGCCAAUUCUUGGCGGAUCUGCCAAGUGCCAAACAUGGCCUAAGUCUAAACAAUCUGCGGCAAUGGGUGAGGGAAGAAGACUUGGCGAAGGACUUGAAGUUGCAUACAAAGCAACUUCGAAGGACACUACGUUUUUUUGAAGAAGAAAAACUGAUCACGAGGGAUCAUAGGAAAGAGUCAGCAAAAGGUGCUAAAGUAUAUAAUGCUGCCGUUGCUGCUGCCGUUGAUGUUCAGCAUAAUGGUAAAGAAGAUGAAAAAGUCAAGAUGCACACACAUUCUUAUUGCUGUCUAGACUAUGCCCAGAUAUAUGAUGUUGUGAGAUACAGAUUACACCGCAUGAAGAAAAAGCUUAGAGAUGAGCUUGAUUGCAAGAAUACAGUUCAGGAGUAUAUAUGUCCGAACUGUGGGAAAAGAUAUACUGCUUUGGAUGCUAUACGGUUGAUUUCUCCAAAUGAUGAUUAUUUUCACUGUGAAAGUUGUAAUGGGGAGUUGGUAGCAGAGAGUGACAAGUUUGCAUCUCAAGGGAUGACAGAUGGAGAUGAUAAUGCAAGGAGACGUCAUCGUGAACAAUUAGAAAGCAAGCUUCGCAGAAUGGAGGAACAACUAAAACCACUGAUGGAGCUACUUGGUAAUCUAAAAGAGUUGCCUGUUCCGGAACUUGGAAGUCUUCAAGCUUGGGAAGCCCAUGCAAGUGCUGUGGCUCGUGGGGUCAAUGGUGAUUUUAAUGACAAUGAUCCCUUGAAAUUGUCACAUGGUGGAACACCUAUGCCUUUUGUUGGACAGACAAAGGUUGAUGUUUCUUUCUCUGGUCUUGAAGAAAAAGAUGUUAAAUCUGAGGGCUCAUCUUCACCAAAGAAAAAGUUGCCUCCAUGGAUGAUAAGGCAAGGAAUGAACCUCACAAAGGAGCAGCGUGGAGAGACUGUCAAGCAAGAAGAAAAGAUGGAUGGUACUUCAGGGGCCCAAGAAUUCUGCGAUGACAAGAAAUCCGAGGCUGGUAAAGUUGACGUGAAGAAUAUUCAGGAUGAAUACAUUAAGGCAUAUUAUGCUGCUGUACUGCAACGACAGCAGGAGCAAGUAACAGCAGCACAGAAACUAAAAGAGGAGCAGAAUGCGUAUGAUGCACCCAGUACCUCAACUGAGCGCCAAGUUGGAAUGAAAUCCAAACGUGAGGACGAUGAAGGAGAAGAUGGUUUUGAUUGGGAGGAAGGAAUCCCUGCAGCCGCAGGCAGUACAUCCGGGAGCUUCAAGGUGGACCUAAACGUCGAAGCAGAGGCUAUAGAAGAUGAGGAGAAUGACGGCCUUGACUGGGAAGAAGGUUAAUUGGCAAAGUAGCAACAUUUAGCUCGACACUUUUUCCGUGUUCGGAUGGCGGUUAUUGGGGUUUUCCUUGACUGUUGUGGCUUUUAACAUUUUAAAGUUUGAGAAGGGUGGAGAUUCGGAUAUUCGGGCACUGUUUGAUUCAAUUUGGGAUUUUGGAAAUGUGGUUUGGUCAAAAUGUGACAUCUUUGCCAUAUAUUGUUGUAUACCAUCCUAGUAUGUUACAUUGAGCUUCCCAUAUUGAAUUCCUAGGGUAGUCCUUCCACUUGAUCAAAAGAGGAGGCUUAAAUACCUUCAAUUACUUGCCUAAUAGAAUUAUUAGCCUAUA
Molecule: messenger RNA, 1993 nt
Organism: Cuscuta campestris
Lineage: Eukaryota; Viridiplantae; Streptophyta; Magnoliopsida; Solanales; Convolvulaceae
Source: the annotation of a GenBank genome assembly